This is a messenger RNA of Penicillium verhagenii, 789 nucleotides long. RefSeq names its product PaaI family thioesterase. The coding region runs from base 1 to 789 and encodes 262 amino acids. The record is from RefSeq and is a predicted model, not a curated record. NCBI's taxonomy places the organism in Eukaryota, Fungi, Ascomycota, Eurotiomycetes, Eurotiales, Aspergillaceae. The transcript has 2 exons.
AUGAAUUCGCGCCGGAUAUUACAGUUGCCACUGCGCGCGCCUACCCAAAGGCUUACUGUCGUUUCUCGGUUCCAGACUCGACAUGCCUCCACCGCCGUACCCCAAAUUCCUUCCGGCCGUUCGCGAUGGACCCGACGCCUGAUCUACGCCAGCAUAUUUGGAGCUUUGGGAGUAGGAGCUGGCGCAGUGCUGGAUAGCAAAAUAGGUUUGCCAGCGCAGCCCGGGUCAAAGGAAGAUAAAAUCUACUUGGAAGAAAUUCAAAACGUCUUUGAGAGUCUCCCGAUCGUGAAGGAGUUAAGAGACAACCCUGAUUGCGUGGAAUCAGGUGUAUACGAAGGCCUUCCAGAAAAAAGCAAAGCCCACCGGUUAACUUCAAAGGCAUUGGCUGGAAGUAGAGGAAUAGGAUUGCAGAGAGUUUUUGCAAAUGACUCGACAAAGGAGGUGACCAGUGUGGUCUUCCUAGGAUCCGGUAUGGAAGGCUGGCCUACCAUGGUCCACGGAGGUGCUUUGGGGACCAUUAUGGAUGAGAAUAUGGGACGAGCCGCUGUUCGACACCUCCCCGAACGAACUGGAGUCACGGCGAAUAUGAAUAUCAACUAUCGCGCUCCUGUUUAUUCGGGUGCUUUUUACACCUUUCAUGCACGGUUGGACCAGGAACGAAGCACGGACCGGAAGGCAUACACCACGUGUGAAGUGCGUGAUGUGGCAGGUAAAAUCUGUGCCGAAGCCACCGGUCUAUUUGUGGUGCCAAAGCAGUACCAACUGACAAGACUUGGGGACCGAUUUUGA